Kwoniella botswanensis is the source of this 588-nucleotide messenger RNA. RefSeq lists its product as uncharacterized. The transcript is spliced from 5 exons. Lineage: Eukaryota; Fungi; Basidiomycota; Tremellomycetes; Tremellales; Cryptococcaceae. Bases 1 to 588 code for a protein of 195 amino acids. The record is from RefSeq and is a predicted model, not a curated record.
AUGUUUCGAACGCUCUUAGACUCAUUCAGCGAUCUAAGCGUCUCCUUGAAAAGUGACAAGGACGGGACCACAGUCGCGGUAAAGGAACUUCCCAAUGAGUUCGAAGAGCUGUCGCAAGCUUCAUGGUCCGAGAUAGAAGAUAUAUUCACCAAUGGACCGAAGGCUAAAGCGGUCAGGCGACUGCAAAAGGAUCUUACAAAAGGUUGGAAGAGUGCUCGGAAAGAGAGGAAAUUCGAGUUAGUCAAGGAUCUUGGAAUAUCUGAUGAUGAAAGGCGAAUUGAGGAGAUCACCUUGAUUUCAACUUGGACCCAAUCUCUGGUCGGCACGCAACAGGAGCAAUCAAAGAUAAUACACCGAUGUUUCUCAGAUUCUGACAUUUGGACGGAUUUGCGAGGAGCGAAAGGGAUUGAAAAGGCGGUAUUCGAAUUCGAUCUCGCCAAGAAGAAAUUCGUAUGCGAUAGCGCAAGCGAUACCAAUAGCAUUGGAAGCCAGAUGAUCGACAAUCAACAUCAAUGGUGGAAGGCGAGUGGUGGCAUUCUGUCGGACUUCACUGAAAGGAUAACAGAGGCUCAAGGGAGGAGUAACUGA